UGUUUCCUGUUUAUCCCUUGGGGCUGUAUUCUCUAUCACAUGAACGGGUACUUUUCCCUGUGAAUCUUCUGCUCAUGAAAGGAACACACAUGCAGUGUCUGUGAAAGCAGAGAAGAUUGAUUCCCUAUACCUGUACGGUUUGAGACACAUUUCAGAAUUUCCAUUUCACCUGUGCCUGGUUUCCUAAGAAGACCUUGAUUUUCGUUCUCUAUUGGCUUCAUGUUCUUGUGGGGAUCCUGAGAUCAGGCUUGUUUGUGUUUGUUCACCUCCAACUUGGUUGCUGCAGCAGAAGGUAUUAUUCUAUACAGUAGUGGGAAAAUGGAAAUAUUCUUCUAUUACUAUACAGUUAUUCUGUUGGCUGGCUUGAAAGGCACUUUGCAAAGCAAUACUGAAGAGAGGCUUUUCCGUAAACUCUUCACACAUUACAAUCAUUUUAUAAGGCCAGUCGAGAAUGUGUCCGAUCCUGUUAUGGUGCACUUUGAGGUGGCAAUGACUCAGCUUGUUAAUGUGGAUGAAGUUAAUCAAAUUCUAGAGACAAACUUGUGGCUUCGGCAUAUCUGGAAUGACUACAAGCUAAAGUGGAAUCCUGUGGAUUAUGAUGGGAUUGAAUUUAUGCGUGUGCCUGCAGACAAGAUUUGGAAGCCUGACAUUGUUUUGUAUAAUAAUGCUGUCGGAGACUUUCAGGUUGAAGGCAAGACAAAGGCUUUACUUAAAUACAAUGGUUUGAUUACUUGGUCUCCACCAGCAAUAUUUAAGAGCUCAUGCCCAAUGGACAUAACAUUUUUUCCCUUUGACCAUCAGAACUGUUCAAUGAAAUUUGGGUCCUGGUCAUAUGAUAAGGCAAAAAUUGAUCUUAUUAUCAUUGGGUCAAAGGUUGAUAUGAAAGAUUUUUGGGAAAACAGUGAAUGGGAAAUAAUAGAUGCCUCUGGGUACAAGCAUGAUAUUAAAUAUAACUGUUGUGAAGAGAUCUACACAGAUAUAACCUACUCGUUUUACAUCAGAAGGCUGCCUAUGUUCUACACCAUAAACCUAAUAAUGCCAUGCCUCUUUCUUUCAUUUUUAACUGUGUUAGUCUUCUAUUUGCCAUCAGAUUGUGGGGAGAAGGUUACCCUUUGCAUCUCGGUAUUGCUUUCCUUGACUGUAUUCCUGUUGGUUAUCACUGAAACAAUCCCUUCUACUUCUCUUGUAAUCCCACUUGUUGGAGAGUACCUCUUAUUUACUAUGAUAUUUGUCACCUUAUCUAUCGUGGUAACAGUAUUUGUGCUUAAUAUCCAUUAUCGGACCCCAACAACACACAAAAUGCCCAAGUGGGUAAGGGAUGUAUUUCUAAAAUGUCUACCUAAACUACUCAUGAUGAGGAAAACCAUGGAGAAGAAAGAUCGACCAUGUUCUAAAAGAACCAAGAAGAGAAUGUAUGGCAAGACAGCAAAAUUUGUGGACUCACAAUGCAGAGAUGUAGAAGUGUUUGAAGAUGAGUCAUGUUACCAUUGCAUGAGAUCAAAAGAACAAAGUGCCAGGAAUCGGAGGCGACAGCAUCAUGAGUCCUGUAACGCAGUUCAGCAGUCUCCUGCAGAAAUCAGAGGUGUCGUUGAGAGUAUUCAGUUCAUGACAGAAAACAUCAAGGAUCAUAAUGAAAGAAAAGAGGAAGAAGAUGACUGGAAGUAUGUUGCUAUGGUCAUUGACAGAGUCUUUCUCUGGGUAUUCAUAAUCCUGUGUGUUUUGGGAACCACUGGAUUAUUUUUGCAACCGAUGAUAGAUGGAAACAAAACAUAGACAUUUACUUAUGGAUGCAAUAAAACAUAAAUAUUGUAUACUUGGUUCUAUUAAGUUCUAUCUGCAUACAUGAGUAUGAUAUGUUAUACGUCCCUCAUGUAGAUCUUUGGCUGAAAAUGACAGCAUGUAGUAGCUGUGCACAGUUCUGUAUUUCCAAGGCCUGUGAAAUCAAAGAAACUUUUUCUAUAGCCUUUUAUUAAGAAAACACUUCUAUUAGAAAGAACAAAUUAAUCUCCACAUUCAUUGACCUAGAUACUCUUAUUAUAUAAACCACCUUACAAGACCAUAACCUGAAUCUUUAACUAGAAUUUCUUUUUCUUUAUAGGGUUCUCUGGUUUAGAAAAAUGUAUCCCCUAUCAGAAAGAUAGGGGAUAAGUGUCUGAUUGUGGGGGGUCCGACUUUUGGGACCCCCUCUGAUCUCUUGCUCGAUGCCCUGGCUCUCCUCAGAUAAUAUUUUGGAAUUUAUCUGAGUUUUGGUCAAGUUUUUUUUGUCUGUAAUUUUAAGCAUGUGCCAAAACAAAACAAAAAAAUAUAUAAAUCAAUAAAAAAAUAAAACAAUAUUUCCAUACUGUUCUGAAUAUUCCAGCUUUUUUACACCUUGCACUGCAGAGCUCCUUAGGGUGACUGUGGAAGUAACCCAACAGUGGUUUUAACAUGUCAUUGACAGGGAUGUGAUGGAUAAAUCUAUCAGACUAGAUUUCCAAACAGGUUUUUUUUGCACAUUUUUGGAAAACUGCCAUUGCAGUGUUUAAGCCAAAGCAUUGUGUAUUAAAAAAGGAAUUGGAAAUAUAGAGAAAGGACUUAUACUUUUCCUUCCUGCUGGAUCCGCUUCUGACUUUGGCUCAAAAACUGCAGUGUGCAGUUUCCAAAAAAAAAAAGAAACCUGUGUAGGAAUCUAGCUCUAGGAUGACAUUUGUAAAAGGUGGGUAAGGGUUUCGUCCUGGUCAGCUGAGAAGAUUCCUUGUUGCUCAGCACAAUUCUCAUGAGAGAAAACUUUCACUUAUUGUAUUAGGUGGACAAAUACAGUGGUCCCUCAACAUACAACGGUAAUCCGUUCCAAAUGGACCAUCGUUUGUUGAAACCAUCGUAUGUUGAGGGAUCCGUGCAAUGUAAAG
Molecule: messenger RNA, 2888 nt
Organism: Hyla sarda
Lineage: Eukaryota; Metazoa; Chordata; Amphibia; Anura; Hylidae
Gene: CHRNA6
Product: cholinergic receptor nicotinic alpha 6 subunit
Exons: 6
Coding region: 319-1773 (484 amino acids)
Biological process (GO): monoatomic ion transmembrane transport; nervous system process; signal transduction
Cellular component (GO): neuron projection; postsynaptic membrane; synapse
Molecular function (GO): transmembrane signaling receptor activity; acetylcholine-gated monoatomic cation-selective channel activity
Source: RefSeq, a predicted model, not a curated record